Colletotrichum navitas is the source of this 978-nucleotide messenger RNA. RefSeq lists its product as uncharacterized. The record is from RefSeq and is a predicted model, not a curated record. Lineage: Eukaryota; Fungi; Ascomycota; Sordariomycetes; Glomerellales; Glomerellaceae. The annotation marks the transcript as partial. The transcript is spliced from 4 exons.
ACGCUGCACGGCUUGACGGACAAGCAACGCCAGCGCCUAGAAGCCCUGCAACUGUAUCUCAACAAGCCUAAACCAGUUCUCAUCUGCCGGCCUUGCGGUUACGCAUUGAAGGCGUUUAGGGAGCACGUAAGCCGCCACCUGGCCAAGAAACACGAUGUGCCUAAGCCGGAACGCCAUAGGCUAAGCGCAUUAGUAAAGUCCCUACGGCUAGGGGACCCAAACAACAUUGCUCCUCGUCCCAACAGCCUCCCGCCGCAUGGAACACUGUUAGUCACCUGCGGCCACGCGUGUCGUCACUGCAGCUAUCGCACAGCAAGCGAUGACCUAGUCUGCCGUCACCUCAGCAAGGUACACGGCAUCAGGGACUCGCGCAAGGCGGAAGGCUGGCAACGGGACCAGAUUCACAGCAGUGUCCUACUACAGAGCUGGUCACAGAAUGGUGCGCGGGGCUACUGGAUAGCCCAGUCCACCACGCCAGGGUUGCCGCCGCCCCGCAAGACAGGCCCUAUGCGUCGCACAGGCUGGGAUCUUAUGUUCAACAGUGCCUACCGCGACUUCCUUGUGAGGAUCAUCCCAGAGGACAAAGCCCAGUUACAACGUAUUAUAUCAGCUGUGGACAGCGUAUUUGACUGCUGCAAGGAUACAAUAUGGUCCAUGGAUGUCUCUAUGCGCUGCUGGCUCUGCAGCUCGGAGCCCUAUCGGCCGUACAAGGCCCCAUUUAAGCUGGUUGGCCGGCAGGCCACUAUAUACAAGUACUGCCGCCUAGUGAAAAGGCUUCUGUCCUUCUGUGUGCAGCUGUAGUGUCUUCCUCUGGGGACACAGCUGUUGUACUGCCGGAGACCCCUCACUAUUGCUUAAUUACGUGCGCUUGAGGUAUUCUGGUUUGACGAAAUCUGGGACACCUUAUGUCUAGAUGACGCUGCGGCUGAUGUUUUGACCAAGACCAGCACUACCUUGGCUUCCAACGAUGCACUGGAC